GCCCUGCCCGGCCGCGUCCGGAGAGCCGCCGAGCCCGGCCCAGCCACCGCCGCCGCCUCCCCGAGCAGUGCGCCCGGCCCUGCCGAGGCCGCCGACACCAAGUCCUAUUUGUGGGCCAGGUACCACGAGAUGAAGAAGCUGGUCUACGAUCUCCUUCCACCAGGGGUCUGCAAUCUCCUUAACCCUGCAGCUAUCUAUGCAAAUAAUGAAAUCAGCCUGGGAGAUGUUGAGAUCUAUGGCUUCGAUUAUGAUUAUACAUUAGCACAAUAUUCUAAUUUAUUACACUCAAUGAUUUUCAACACUGCCAGAGACAUCUUAAUUGAACAGUACAAGUAUCCAGAAGGGCUUGGGAAAUAUGACUACAUUCCAGGAUUUGCCAUACGGGGACUUCACUAUGAUGUGAAAAAGAGCCUUCUGAUGAAGAUUGAUGCUUUCCACUAUGUCCAGUUGGGCACUGCAUAUAGGGGGUUAAGACCUGUGCCUGAUGAAGAGGUUAUUGAGUUGUAUGGGGGUACACAGCACAUCCCUCUGUACCAGAUGAGUGACUUCUAUGGCAAGGGUCCUUCAUUGAAACAAUUCAUGGACAUCUUCUCUCUUCCUGAAAUGACGCUGUUAUCCUCUGUUAUCGAUUAUUUCCUAGCUCAUGGCAUUGAGUUUGACCAGAUUCAUCUUUACAAGGAUAUAUCUGAUGCCAUUAAAGAUGUGCAUGUAAAAGGAAUGAUGUACCAGUGGAUUGAGAAAGAUAUGGAAAAGUACAUUCUCCAUGGAGAUGAAACUUAUGCUGUACUAAACCGACUGGUUAAUCAUAACAAGAAGCUUUUCCUCAUCACAAACAGCCCAUUUAGCUUUGUAGAUAAAGGAAUGAAACACAUGGUCGGCAAGAAUUGGCGGGACCUCUUUGACAUGGUCAUUGUGCAAGCUGAUAAACCCAACUUCUUCACUGAUAGACGCAAACCAUUCAGAAAACUGGAUGACAAAGGCUCACUGCAGUGGGACAAAAUAAGCCAACUAGAAAAAGGGAAGAUCUACAAAGAGGGAAAUUUAUUUGACUUUCUGAGGCUAACAGGCUGGCGUGGAUCCAAAGUGCUUUAUUUUGGUGACCAUCUGUACAGUGAUCUUGCAGAUCUCAUGCUGCGUCAUGGCUGGAGGACUGGCGCAAUUGUACCAGAACUGGAAACUGAAAUCCGGAUAAUUAAUACAGAGCAGUACAUGCACUCGCUGACCUGGCAGCAGGCACUUACUGGGCUGCUAGAGAGAAUGCAGAUGCAUCAAGAUGCAGAAUCAAAGCAGGUGUUGCUAGAAUGGAUGCAAGAGCGGCAGGAGAUUAGGUCACUUACAAAGAACCUAUUCAAUCCUCAGUUUGGGAGCAUAUUCCGAACUUUCCACAACCCAACCUACUUCUCUCGAAGGCUGGUCCGGUUCUCAGAUAUCUACAUGGCAUCCAUCAGCUGCCUGCUGAAUUAUGAUGUGAACUUCACCUUUUACCCCCGGCGUACCCCUCUGCAGCACGAGGCUCCACUCUGGAUGGAUCAGCUCUGCACAGGCUGUAUGAAAACCCCCUUUCUAGAGGAGAUGGUGCAUAUUCGAUGAAGAGGAAUAUAUUCUGGCUAGAAUUUACAACAGCAUUAUGCUAUAGUUUGUUCAAAGGGUCAGGCUGUGUGACUACAGAGUGUCUCACUGACUGCUAUAAUAGGUGAUAUAAAGUUCAUGUAUGUUUGUGUGUGUUGUCCCUAAUCCUCACUGUACCUUCACUUCCAGUGCUUCAGAUAUCUACCUGGGUAACAGAUAUUUGGUGCUUGAAUUUAACUACUUUGUAACUGGCAAAGCAUUCUCAAAAUUCUUCUAAAUAGAAGUGAAACACAUUUCUGACCAUGGGAAGGUUUAUAUUUGCCUUCAUAACUAUGUAAACUGUAAUGGUUCAUCUUAACUAGAAUUGGCCUGAUUCUCAGUGGCAUGUUUGAGAAGUUUAUUCAGCAAUUCUGCAAGCUGAGUAACUUCUAAUUGGGCACCUAAAUAGUGAUUUUGGUCUCUAACUUUUUUAGGCCACCUGACACACUGGCCAACUUUUUCCACAUUUUGUAGAAACAGUACAGAGUGAGCAGUGAAGAACAGCACAUAAGACUGUUACGUACACUGCUUAAAUUUGAUAUAAAGAUCAUGUAUUUGUUCACUUUUUUAAUCAACAAUUUCACUUAAUCUAGAUAGACAUGCCUUGUAACAGGAGAGUUCAAAAUGGACUUGAAGUUGAAUUAGUUACUUAUAACAUAAUUUAAUAUUUUGGUCAUCUCCUAGUAUCCUAUAUAUAUUUGAAGUGUGUGCACAAACAAUUCCAGUUUAACUAGAGAAAUCUAUUAAAGCAGAAAUUAGUGUCACACAGGCUUUAUUAUACAACACAGAUGUAGACUCUUUAAUAAACUAAUGUUUUAUGCUUGUAAUGUACUAACUGGGCCUUAUUUUGGUUUCAUUGGCCAAGUACAUAAUAGAAAUAACUUUACCAAAGCUUUACCAGUAUAAAACUGUAUGUGGAAUCAGAAUCUGAUCCAAUGUUGUUCUUGGUUUAUUUGUAGAUUUGUUUUGAAGAGAUUAUUCUAAUUCAGGAGUGGGGAAAGACGGGAGCAGAAAACAAUGCAUAAUUUGUGAUCAGCACAGUAUUAGGUUGGCUGAUCUCAGAUAUUUUUAAAAUAAGCUUUUCUUUUUCUUUUUGGAAGAUAAGAACAUUGAUAUUGACAGUUGUUCAGCUGAUGUGGGGUACUUUGUGCCAAACUUUUCUACUAGGUACAUUGGACAAUGAUAUCUACCACACAAAGAACAACCACUAUGCUGCUGCCUUAAGAUGAAAUACUUCGUGUGCCCUCCCCAACCAAGCUAGUGGAGUUCUGGCAGAGAGGGAGCCGUUGGUGGCUCCACUAGAAGUCUAAUGAGCAACUUCUUGGAGCAGGUCAAGAUUUCUUCCUUCCUUAAAAAUGGUGGACUGCACUGUCACUCUGGGAGGAAACAGGUUUCUUCUUUUAAGAGCUGAUACAGGGUAGGGGACACAGCAGUGUUCUUUUGUAGUUGGUUGCAUUAAAAAUAUAAACCAAGAUUAGCAGGCAGACAGACCAGCACUACAUGGGUCCCUAGUGCCCAGCUCCCAGCCCUGGAGCAGGAUUGUGUUAGGCUGAGCAGUUCACCUACCCCACAUUUCCGCCAUUUUAAGGAAAAAAUAUAAAAAGAUUCUGCAUGGCUUCACUAGUAUUAAGUUGACGGCGAGACUACACCAGCAGUCAGUAAGUGCUAACAAACAUGCAACUCCUACUACUGAUCGGGUGAAAACUUUAAAUAUGCAUUUAUGGGAGAAUGCUGAAUAAGUCAGCCCUAUAAAUGACCCCGUGGAUUAAAGAAAGCUAGUGUGUUUAUUAUGGUAUGAUUUAGUUUUAUUGUCUGUGUACUGUAUUAUUUUUGUAGAACUUAGUGAAAGGUCAAGCUGUCAUUACAGCAUCAUGGUAGAUCUAUUGAACCUAUAGCAAUUAAGUGCAUUUUGUUGGGGCCAAUCAUGCACUUAAGACGGUGUUUAUUCCUAGAUUUGUAAAACUGCAUAUUUCAAUGAACAAAAUAUCUGUGACUGUCAUUUGAAAUAAUGGCAUCUUUCAUCCUAAAAAAAAUACCUUUUUUUUUCAUUAUAACAUAUAAAAUGGACAGCCGGAGAACAUUAGAAUAUAAGCAAAACAAUGUGGAAAGUGAGCCUUGUUGCAUUUCAAGUUACUUCUAGACUGAAUAUAGAGAAUUUUUAGAGCACUCUUGCUUAUUAAUUAUGAAUGGAUAAGGAUGGAAGCUGCCUUCAUGUGCAAUUAUGGAAGAACUACUAAUUAAGUUUUGUAUAGGGGGGGAGUUUUGUGUGCCAACUACACAUUCCCUCAAAACCAUAAAUAUUAAGCUAAGCAAGACCUUUCAGUAGGAUUACUCCAAUGCCAUAAAACAAUGGUGGUACAGCAGCUAGGAGUACAGUGCCUAAAAUAUAAUAAUUUGAAUAUUUCUGAUAAUGGAUAGAAACCAUUAUUCUUAGUAACAUCUGUAGAGAGCAUUAGUAUAUGAACAGGGCAUUUUUUUUUCUAGUGAAUGUGUUGGAUGGUUUCCUUUUUUAUUUUACUUAUUUUUUUUAUUUGUAGUACUCUAGUCUAGAGGUCAGCAACAUGGCCCUCAGGCCAGAUUCAGCCUCUGGAGUCAUUUGGAUCCAGCCUCUGGAGCUGGGGGGCUUCUGCAGUGUUUUGGCAGAAGGGAGCUUUGCCUGCACUGCAGCCAGGCAAUGGGGAGGAGCGGCAGUGGUCAGGUCAAAAGUACUGGCCCAUCUCAGACCUAAGGUGGCCUGUUUCAACCAGAUGCUCAAAAAUUUUGCCAACUGCUGCUGUAGUAGGAAGGAAAAAAUAGCUUUAUACAAGCUGCUUUAGAACUCGGUAACUUGCUGGACAGUUGUAUAUCCACUUAAAUGCUACUGGUAUUUUACUGUAAUACCAUAGUAUAAGAUAUAGUUUGUUGGUCUUACAAUAAAAUACUGCUGUGUGCCAUAUUUUAUUUUUUUUCUUAAUCUAGUUGGAUUGUAGCUGGUACUCCUGGAAGUCUGCUUCUGUUAUAGCAUAUUUGAAUAUAAAUUAACUUCCCAAAUCAGUAUUUCAAAGUGGCUCCCACUGAGUCAUUGAAGCAACUUCUACCAUUCAACAACUGUCAUGCUAUAGGUGCCUUUGCUAAAACUACACAGUUGUCUUCAAGAGAUGCUGUCUCAAUCUCGGGAUGUAGUUUGGUCUUAAAAUAAGAAACCCAAGUGCAUAUAUGCUGUUACACAAAAACCUAAUUCAGGAAAUGCUGCCACUCUGCCUCCUUUCCUAUCUUAAUGACAUUCCGGAAACAUUAUGUAGCAAUUACUGUUGUGUGUUCUGUGAAUCAUUGGAGAAAUGGAAUGAUGUUACCUAAACAGUUUGUUUAUAAUUUGUCUAGUUCAUUGUAGCAAGCAAUUUUAUUAAUGUUAGUCAGGAUGUAAAUAAAAGCAUCACAGUAUGGGA
Molecule: messenger RNA, 5033 nt
Organism: Gavialis gangeticus (Gharial)
Lineage: Eukaryota; Metazoa; Chordata; Crocodylia; Gavialidae
Gene: NT5DC2
Product: 5'-nucleotidase domain containing 2
Exons: 14
Molecular function (GO): 5'-nucleotidase activity
Source: RefSeq, a predicted model, not a curated record